Messenger RNA from Cucurbita pepo subsp. pepo (vegetable marrow), 2485 nucleotides. RefSeq names its product putative inactive receptor kinase At1g48480. Gene Ontology annotation, molecular function: protein binding; ATP binding; protein kinase activity. Lineage: Eukaryota; Viridiplantae; Streptophyta; Magnoliopsida; Cucurbitales; Cucurbitaceae. The record is from RefSeq and is a predicted model, not a curated record. Gene Ontology annotation, biological process: protein phosphorylation.
UUUGAUAAUCUUCUUAGCCACAGCCUAAGCACAGCCUGUGUAACUCUGUGAAAUUCCUCUCACCCAAUUGAAAAAGUAAGAGACAGCACACAAUUUGCAGCUUCCCCACCUUUUUCUCUUUCUUCCACUCGCUCUUUUCAAGCCCUUUAACCUAAAUUCCAACCAAUGCCUUGAGAAACAAAUUGGGUUUCGAGAUUUUUGUGAAUAAAAUCCUCCAUUGAUGCAAAACCUCAACUGGGUUUUGCUCUAAGCUUCUCAAAAUGCGAACCCAGAUGGGAAAUCGUUUGAUUUCUCUGUUGCUCUUCAGUUUCCUUCUUCUACUCCCCACUGUGAAGCCAGAUCUUGCUUCUGAUAGAACAGCUCUGCUAGCUCUCCGUUCCGCUGUCGGCGGCCGGAUUCUUCUUCUCUGGAAUGUGACCGAUCAGAACACCUGUUCUUGGCCCGGGAUUCAUUGCGAGGAGAAUCGUGUUACUGUUCUUCGUCUUCCCGGCGUGGCGCUUUCUGGUCAGUUACCGGACGGAGUUUUUGGGAACUUGACUCACCUUCGCACUCUCAGUCUUCGGCUCAACGCCCUGUCCGGUCAGCUCCCAUCAGAUCUCUCUGCUUGCGUUAAUCUCCGCAACCUCUAUCUACAAGGUAAUGAGUUCUCGGGCCUUGUCCCUGAUUUCUUGUUCCAGCUCCCUGAUCUUGUUCGCCUUAAUUUAGCCUCCAAUAACUUCUCCGGCGAGAUCUCAUUGAGCUUCAACAAUUUGACUCGUCUUAAGACAUUGUUCCUUGAAAACAAUCGCUUAUCUGGGUCUAUCCCGGACUUGAAGAUCCCACUAGAUCAGUUCAAUGUUUCUAACAAUCAAUUAAAUGGGUCGGUUCCAAAGGGUUUGCAAUCGUUUUCUUCAAAUUCCUUCUUGGGUAAUUCUCUCUGUGGGCAUCCUCUUGCGGCUUGCCCUGGGGAGAAUGGGGAUAAUAUCGAUACUAAACACAAGAAAAAGCUCUCAGGAGGAGCCAUUGCUGGGAUUAUCAUUGGAUCUGUUCUGGGUUUUGUAUUGAUACUUGUAAUCUUAAUGCUUUUGUGUCGAAAGAAGAGUGCUAAGGAAACAAGUGCAGUGGAUGUUGCCACGGUGAAGCAUCCUGAAGUGGAAAUUCAGGGCGGUAAGCCACCAGGGGAGGUUGAAAAUGGCGGCUACAGUAAUGGUUAUACUGUGCCAGCCACCGCUGCUGGUGGUGGUGCUGCUGCAACAGUGGCGGCGGGGACUGCAAAGAGGGAAGUGAAUGGUAAUGGAAUUGGCUCCAAAAAACUGGUGUUUUUUGGUAAUGCUGCAAGGGUGUUUGAUUUGGAGGAUCUUUUGAGAGCUUCAGCGGAAGUGUUGGGAAAAGGAAGCUUUGGGACAGCUUACAAAGCUGUUCUUGAAGUGGGUUCUGUGGUGGCUGUGAAGAGAUUGAAGGAUGUUACCAUAACAGAGAGGGAAUUCAGGGACAAGAUUGAAGCUGUCGGAUCAAUGGAUCAUGAAUGUUUGGUCCCUCUCAGAGCUUACUAUUUCAGUAUGGAUGAGAAGCUUCUUGUCUAUGAUUACAUGGCCAUGGGAAGCUUGUCUGCUCUUCUACACGGGAACAAAGGAGCUGGUAGGACACCAUUGAACUGGGAAAUCAGGUCAGGAAUCGCUCUUGGCGCUGCUCGUGGCAUCGAAUAUCUUCAUUCUCAAGGUCCUAAUGUUUCCCAUGGAAACAUAAAGUCAUCGAAUAUUCUUCUAACGAAAUCGUACGAAGCUCGAGUCUCUGAUUUCGGUUUAGCCCAUCUUGUUGGACAACCUUCCACCCCCAACCGAGUUGCUGGAUAUCGUGCACCGGAGGUGACUGAUCCUCGUAAAGUUUCGCAGAAGGCUGAUGUCUAUAGCUUUGGUGUAUUGCUAUUAGAGCUUUUGACAGGGAAGGCUCCUACCUACUCCGUUUUAAACGAGGAAGGAGUCGAUUUACCAAGAUGGGUGCAGUCAGUUGUUAGGGAGGAGUGGACAUCCGAAGUUUUCGACCUCGAGCUUCUUAGGUACCAAAAUGUCGAGGAGGAGAUGGUUCAACUAUUGCAACUUGCAGUCGAUUGCGCUGCUCAAUAUCCUGAUAAGCGUCCUGCAAUGUCGGAAGUCACAAAGCGUAUACAAGAGCUUCGUCAAUCCAGCAUUCACGACGUUGCGAAUCUACAACCCGAUUCGGCUCAUGAUCCAGACGAGAUGGGUUCUAGGUGAGUUUGCUUGUUGUUAUUGUACUAAUUUGUUGAUUCAAUAGUUGUAUUUGUUUGUUGUUGGGGUGGGUGAUGUAAUUAGUUACUGCCUUUGCCUUUACUUUGGGGGUUUGAUUGAUCUGUUCAAACUUGAGAUGUUGUUGUUUUAGUUUCUAUAAUGAUGAGCUUUGUUGUGAUGUUGAUUCACAAGAGACCUUUAAAACCAAAGCUAAAAAGACACCCAAUUUAGAGAUAUGUCAAUUCUUUGUAUUGAGUACU